AUGCCGAUACCCAAGUUCAGCUACAGCGUUACCAGAGAUUAUCCUUAUCAAUGGUCCACGCCUGUCGCCAUCAUCGGGGGCAUUCUGUUGACAAUUCUGUUCUCAGCCAUCAACUUUUACUCGACGGCCUACACCAUAGUAUCUUACACUACCUCAGAUAUUCAGAGUGUCGAGGCCGGGAGAUUCACCGGACCAUUUGCAGGUCUCUUUGCAAGCAAAAUACAGCCCAGCUGCCAGGAUGCGGUGAUCCUCGUCGGGUCUACCUUCUAUACUAACCAAUCAAUCUUACCGUACAAAGUGAUAACCGCUACGGAUCCUGCGAUCAGUAGUGGUCUAGCACCGACGUACCACAAUGAAAUUAUCCAAAGCUGCUCGCCUCUCGAGGUAGCGCUAGACUUCUCGACGUGGUUGGAUAGACCUGGUAAUCAAGUCAAUGUUUCGGCCUGGGGUCUAAGCAUCACCGUCACGAUGAAAUGUCUCGGUGGGACUAACGACAACUUCUUUGAUGUACAGACGCAAUUCAAUCCAUUGGACCCAACUGGUUCUAUUCGGCAAGUCAACAUCUGGGGAGACUCCCAAGCCCCCAACACACCAACACAGAGUCAUUAUCUACCAUGGGUACAACAACUUAUGCUAGGAUUCUGGCUCGAGACUGUGACCGCCAUGACGAACCAAACACUCCGAGCAAUGGAGCCUGGAGACACGGUACCGGAAUAUAACUUGACCAGUGGCUACAUCCACUUGGACGCUUCUGAGUCUUGGGGGAAGUCAAUGAAAGACGAUGAUUUCUUCACAGGGACGUCUUGGGUCUUCCUCGACUUCUUGAGAGACAAACGAUAUGCAGGAUCUACCAAUACUAGCUUUUAUUCUACGGCCAACAACACCGCAUGGUCACGUAUCUGGUCGCCUGUCGAUCGUCUGGCAAAAGCGGUAUUGUCCACAGUGUAUGGUGAUGUCGGGUUAUUGGCCCUACACAAUGGUGAAAUCGUACAAUUGAACCCAGAAGGGAGCAUGAUAUCCAGCCCCGACACGAUACAAUACUGGAUGGCCAAUAUUUCCACCAUCUUCGAUCAAAGUGUCAUAGACAUAAGCACCUUGUCCAGCUAUCAGCAACUUCAGACGCUAAGUCGACGCGCUGCGGAGGCAUCUACGGGCAGUUCUAAUUGGUUGCUGCAGGAGGACGGUAUUCCCGAUGCAAUUUUGCACACGUUUUCGACAAUCACCACGAGUUAUGUGUGUCAGUACGCCCAGCUCAAGUCUCAUGUCAAUAUCUUCAUCUCGAUUCUCGUUGCCGAUCUCGUCUUUUUGCGGGCGGCUUGGUCGCUCUACAACUNNUUUUUGGUCGGCUACUUUCUCAAAAGCCGACGUUCGGACGCAAACAUGUGCAAAGAGUGCCUGACACGGCAGAAAAAGGACGAAGAACAAGCAGGAGAGGAAAACAAGAGACAGGAGUCAGCAACGGCGACAGAUCUAUCAGCGACUCAUAUGCCACCAGCUCCUUCUGAUACUGAUACAAUGCAUGAGCACGACCAGCAAACGAUACAGCUUGACGAUUUGAUAGACCCGUCUGUACGGCAAGAGAAUCAGCAGUGUAUGCAGAGCCUACUAACCCACCGACACGUCUGA
Molecule: messenger RNA, 1626 nt
Organism: Aureobasidium uvarum
Lineage: Eukaryota; Fungi; Ascomycota; Dothideomycetes; Dothideales; Saccotheciaceae
Source: the annotation of a GenBank genome assembly